Molecule: messenger RNA, 738 nt
Organism: Pleuronectes platessa (European plaice)
Lineage: Eukaryota; Metazoa; Chordata; Actinopteri; Pleuronectiformes; Pleuronectidae
Gene: six6a
Product: SIX homeobox 6a
Exons: 2
Coding region: 1-738 (245 amino acids)
Biological process (GO): regulation of transcription by RNA polymerase II; eye development
Cellular component (GO): nucleus; transcription regulator complex
Molecular function (GO): RNA polymerase II cis-regulatory region sequence-specific DNA binding; DNA-binding transcription factor activity, RNA polymerase II-specific
Source: RefSeq, a predicted model, not a curated record
AUGUUUCAGCUGCCCAUCUUGAAUUUCAGCCCCCAGCAGGUCGCCGGGGUCUGCGAGACCCUGGAGGAGAGCGGGGACGUCGAGCGCCUCGGCCGCUUCCUGUGGUCGCUGCCCGUCGCGCCGGCGGCCUGCGAGGUCCUCAACAAGAACGAGUCGGUGCUGAGGGCCCGCGCCGUCGUCGCCUUCCACACCGGCAAUUACCGUGAACUCUACCACAUCCUGGAGAACCACAAGUUCACCAAAGAGUCGCACACGAAGCUGCAGGCGCUGUGGCUCGAAGCGCACUACCAGGAGGCGGAGAAGCUGCGGGGACGCCCGCUGGGGCCGGUGGACAAAUACAGGGUGCGCAAGAAGUUCCCCUUACCCAGGACCAUCUGGGAUGGAGAGCAGAAGACCCACUGCUUCAAGGAGAGGACCCGGCACUUGUUACGAGAGUGGUACCUGCAGGACCCGUACCCGAACCCCAGUAAAAAGAGGGAGCUUGCUCAGGCCACAGGACUUACACCCACACAAGUAGGAAACUGGUUCAAAAACCGCAGACAAAGAGACAGAGCGGCGGCUGCGAAGAACAGGCUCCAGCAGCAGGGCCUGUCCGGCGGCUCGGUUCGCUCCCUGGCGGACGAGGACGGCACCGUGGACCGCCUGGGGAACUCGUCCAGUCCGGAGGCGAGUCUGUCCAGCAAAGCGGCGGCCUCGGCCAUCUCCAUCACCUCCAGCGACAGUGAAUGUGACAUCUGA